Messenger RNA from Diceros bicornis minor, 2061 nucleotides. It is a transcript of the gene PPHLN1, whose product is annotated as periphilin 1. The record is from RefSeq and is a predicted model, not a curated record. Bases 365 to 1528 code for a protein of 387 amino acids. Gene Ontology annotation, cellular component: nucleoplasm. NCBI's taxonomy places the organism in Eukaryota, Metazoa, Chordata, Mammalia, Perissodactyla, Rhinocerotidae. The transcript has 10 exons. Gene Ontology annotation, biological process: negative regulation of gene expression, epigenetic; protein localization to heterochromatin; negative regulation of DNA-templated transcription.
CCCUUCCUGUAAAUCUAUAAUGGGCACACUGCUUUUUCUCUAAGAGGCUGUAAACAGGCCCAUCAUUCCUACAGAAAAAUCAGAAAAUAAUGCAAGGUAGUUUAUACUUAACUUCUACCCACCAGCACACACAGACCAGGCCUCUAACCACUCCCUGGGAGCCUGCGUGUCAGCAGCCUGGAACCCAGAGCCUCUCCUGGAGCCUGCACAAUCAAUCCAGACUGAAGCCGAUGUCUUCUAGAGAGAAGGACGUGCAAUCCAGCCAGGGCGCAGCUGAAUUUUGAGGGGCCUGAAUCCCUCUGCGUCCACCAGGGGACCGCUGGGACUAAUUCUCUUGGCAAACUUGUGGCCAGCCAAAACUACCAUGCUUCACAUUCCCGUUAUCCUUGGUUACCGCCCAAGAUUGGCUUAUAGAAGAAAUGAAAUGUGGUCUGAGGGACGGUAUGACUAUGAAAGACUUCCAAGAGAACGAGUACCUCCUCGAAGCCACCCCAGUGAUGGCUACCAUAGAGUAGUUAAUAUUGUGCCAAAGAAACCACCACUACUAGACAGACCUGGUGAAGGAAGCUACAAUAGAUAUUACAGUCAUGUUGAUUACCGAGAAUAUGACGAGGGCCGCAGUUUUUCUCAUGAUCGAAGAAGUGGUCCACCUCACAGAGGAGAUGAAUCUGGCUAUAGGUGGACAAGAGAUGAUCAUUCCACAGGCCGACAGCCUGAAUACAGGGACAUGAGAGAUGGCUUUAGAAGAAAAGGUUUCUACUCUUCCCAUUAUGUGAGAGACCGGUCUCCUCAUAAAAGAGACACACCUUUUUUCAGAGAAUCACCUGUAGGCCGAAAGGAGUCUCCACACAGCAGAUCUGGAUCCAGUGUCAGUAGUAGAAGCUACUCUCCAGAAAGAAGCAAAACAUACUCUUUCCAUCAAUCUCAACAUAGAAAGUCCGUGCGUGCUGGUGCCUCCUACAAACGGCAGAAUGAAGGAAAGCCAGAAAGAGGUAAAGAGAGACCUGUUCAGUCUUUGAAAACAUCGAGAGACACUUCACCCUCAAGUUCUUCAGCGGUUCCUUCAUCAAAGGUGUUAGACAAACCCAGUAGGCUAACUGAAAAAGAACUUGCUGAGGCUGCAAGCAAGUGGGCUGCUGAAAAGCUAGAGAAGGCAGAUGAAAGUAACUUACCUGAAAUUUCUGAGUAUGAGGCGGGAUCCACAGCACCAUUGUUCAUUGACCAGCCAGAAGAACCUGAGUCAAAUGCAACAGAUGGCAUAGAAUUAUUUGAAGACAGUCAGCUGAACAGUCGCUCUAAAGCAAUAGCAUCAAAAACCAAAGAGAUUGAACAGGUUUACCGGCAAGACUGUGAAACUUUCGGGAUGGUUGUGAAGAUGCUGAUUGAAAAAGAUCCUUCAUUAGAAAAGUCUAUACAGUUUGCACUGAGACAGAAUUUACAUGAAAUAGGUGAGCGCUGUGUUGAAGAACUCAAGCAUUUCAUUGCAGAGUAUGACACCUCUAGUCAAGAUUUUGGAGAGCCUUUUUAGAUGAUUACUUGCUCAGGAAAAAAAAUGUUUCUAGACUUUUUUUUUUCCUGGAUUGUAUAAAUCCUUAAUAUAUGGAAUUUUUGUGAUGAAGAGAAAUACUUUAUGAUAGUUGACCACAUUUCCAAUAUCAAAUAAACAUCUAAAAUAGUCUAAGAUAUUUUAGUUAGAUUUUUUUUAUCUACAUGUAGAGCCUCCUAAUCCAUACUUAUCUCACCCCCCUCCUUAAAUGAUGGGUCAGCUAAUUUUUCAAGCUUUGAAAAAGCAGUCCUGGAGAACAGCUUUCUGUACCUACUCAUGUUCUGUAGUCUUCCAUAGUAUGCAAUCAUUUGUUUGGUCAAGUUAGUGUAAUUUAUAGGUUAGAGAUCAUUUUACUUAAACAUUUAUAGUCUUUUUGCAUUUCAUAGUCAAUGAUACCAUGUGAAAAUGUGAGAAUUCUGAGUUGUGAUUUUAUUGACUUGUUGCUUGCUUAUCUUAGGCUUUGUAACUUUUAGUAUGUUUAAGUAUAAUAUCCAAAUAAACUGAAUACUUUGGUA